GGGAUGUUGCGGAUCGGAGCACCAAGCGGGGACUUUCCCCGCACCGGAGAAGUCCACACCGGGACCACCAUCAUGGCAGUUGAAUUUGAUGGGGGCGUUGUAGUGGGUUCAGAUUCCCGGGUAUCUGCAGGAGAGGCUGUGGUGAACCGAGUGUUUGACAAGCUGUCUCCCCUGCAUGAUCGCAUCUACUGUGCACUCUCGGGUUCUGCUGCCGAUGCCCAGGCCGUGGCUGACAUGGCUGCCUACCAGCUGGAACUUCAUGGGGUGGAACUGGAAGAACGCCCACUUGUUCUGGCUGCUGCAAAUGUGGUGAAAAAUAUCACCUAUAAGUAUCGGGAUGACCUGUCCGCACAUCUCAUGGUGACUGGUUGGGAUCACCGUGAAGGGGGCCAGGUUUAUGGGACCCUGGGCGGAAUGCUGAUUCGGCAGCCCUUUGCCAUCGGAGGCUCUGGCAGCACCUACAUCUACGGUUAUGUGGACGCAGAAUAUAAGCCAGGCAUGACCCCUGAGGAGUGCAGGCGCUUCACUACCAAUGCUAUUGCUCUGGCCAUGAACCGCGAUGGGUCUAGUGGUGGUGUCAUCUACCUGGUCACUAUCACAGCUGCUGGUGUGGAUCAUCGAGUAAUCUUGGGCAAUGAGUUGCCAAAAUUCUAUGAUGAAUGAAUCUUCUUCAGAUUUCUUUUUCUUAUUUUAUAAUAAA
Suncus etruscus (white-toothed pygmy shrew) is the source of this 700-nucleotide messenger RNA. RefSeq names its product proteasome 20S subunit beta 9 (gene PSMB9). The transcript is spliced from 6 exons. Lineage: Eukaryota; Metazoa; Chordata; Mammalia; Eulipotyphla; Soricidae. Bases 4 to 663 code for a protein of 219 amino acids. The record is from RefSeq and is a predicted model, not a curated record. Gene Ontology annotation, molecular function: threonine-type endopeptidase activity. Gene Ontology annotation, cellular component: proteasome core complex.